AUGGUUCGGUUCCAUUUUCCAGGACAGUCGACUCUGGAAUGGAAAGGUAAUACAACUUCGCCGAGAGGCAGGUUUAUUUCCUAUCUCAAGGCAAGGAAGAUGAUCGCAAAGAGUUAUAUUUAUCACCUUGUUCGAGUCCAUGGUGUAGAAGCAAAACCACCGACCCUUCAGUCUGUCCCAGUGGGUAAUGAAUUCCUAGAUGCAUUUCCAGACGAAAUUCCAAGCAUUCCGCUAGAGCGGGAGAUUGACUUUGUAAUCGAUGUGCUACCAGAUACUCAGCCUAUAUCUAUUUCUCCUUAUAGAAUGGCCCCUGCUGAAUUAAAGGAAUUGAAAGAACAGUUGAAAGAUUUGCUCGAGGAGGGUAUUAGGUCUAGGUGCCAAAUGUUUUUCAAAGCUAGACUUAAGAUCAGGUUAUCAUCAGGUCAGGUAGAUGGCUGGGUAUUCCUUGAGGUAUCACCUAUGAAAGGUGUCAUGAGGUUCAGUAAGAAAGGCAAUCUUAGCCCUAGGUACAUCAGGUCAUAUAGGAUUAUAUGUAAAGUAGGUCGAGUAGCCUAUGAGUUAGACCUACCUUCAGAUUUGGAGUCUGUACAUUCGAUUUUCCAUGUAUCCAUGCUCCGCAAGUGCAUCAAAGAUCCUUCCAGAGUUGUACCUGUAGAUAAUGUCCAGAUUACAAAGCAGUUAUCAUAUGAGGAAGUCCCUACUGCUAUUCUAGAUCGCCAAGUUCGUAGGUUGCGAACCAAAGAUGUAGCUUCCGUGAAAGUACUCUGGAGGAAUAAGAAUGUAGAAGAGAUGACUUGGGACGCCGAGGAAGACAUGAUGUCUAGAUAG
Molecule: messenger RNA, 828 nt
Organism: Lycium ferocissimum
Lineage: Eukaryota; Viridiplantae; Streptophyta; Magnoliopsida; Solanales; Solanaceae
Exons: 3
Coding region: 1-828 (275 amino acids)
Source: RefSeq, a predicted model, not a curated record